Solanum dulcamara is the source of this 1941-nucleotide messenger RNA. Its product is annotated as protein VAPYRIN-like. The transcript has 2 exons. Gene Ontology annotation, molecular function: protein binding. Bases 119 to 1744 code for a protein of 541 amino acids. The record is from RefSeq and is a predicted model, not a curated record. NCBI's taxonomy places the organism in Eukaryota, Viridiplantae, Streptophyta, Magnoliopsida, Solanales, Solanaceae.
UUUCAUUCUCCAAAUUCCAUGAAGGAACAAGGAAACCUAUGUUCCAGUCGGAUGUGAUCAUUUUUAAUCUUGUCUAAUUUUAUAUGAUCACACAUCUGUAAAGUUAAUAUCAUCGAAGAUGGAUAGGCUAUUAACCUUAGAGCCGUCUAAUGUGGUGACUAUACGACUUGAAUCAGGUCAGAAGUGUUCAGGUGAAUUAACCCUACGGAAUGUCAUGUACACCAUGCCUGUAGCGUUUCGUCUGCAGCCAGUGAAUAAGACACGUUACACGAUCCGUCCUCAAUCGGGCAUCAUCUCUCCACUAAACACAAUCACAUUGGAGAUAAUUUACCAUCUCCCUCCAAACACAGCUCUCCCAAACACUUUCCCUCAUUCUGAUGAUUCAUUCCUCUUGCAUAGUGUUGUUGCCCCUGGAGCAGCCAUUAACAAUAAGGCCAUUUCUCCCACCUUAUUAGACAUGGUCCCAAUUGAUUGGUUCACUACAAAGAAAAAACAAGUUUUCAUAGAUAGUGCUAUUAAAAUCAUGUUUAUUGGUUCUCCUGUUUUGUGCUACCUUGUGAAAAAGGGCUAUAUGGACGAAAUUAGAGAAGUGUUAGAAAAAAGUGACCCUAAUUGCAAACCAGCUGACUCAGUUGACUUUGAAGGUCAAACAUUACUCCAUUUGGCUAUUUCACAAAGUAGGCCUGAUUUAGUCCAAUUACUACUUGAAUUUGGGCCUAACAUUGAGGCCCAUAGUAGAUCAUGUUCAAGCCCAUUAGAAGCAGCAGCAGCAUUAGGAGAAUCUUUAAUUGUUGAACUUUUACUAGCAAAAAAGGCUAAAACUGAAAGAACAGAGUACUCUGCUUCAGGGCCAAUUCAUCUAGCUGCAGGAAAUGGCCAUUUGGAGGUACUAAAACUACUCUUACUCAAUGGAGCUGAUGUCAAUGCACUAACGAAAGACGGAAACACGGCCUUGCAUAUCGCGGUGGAGGAAGGUAGACGAGAUUGUGUUCGUGUUUUAUUAGCCAAUGGCGCGAGUGCUGAUGCACGAAACGGGGGGAAUUGUGAUACACCUUUGCAUAUUGCUGCUGGAUUAGGAGAUGAACAUAUGGUACGUGUAUUGAUUCAAAAAGGUGCUGAGAAAAAUGUACGUAACAAGUAUGGGAAAACGGCUUAUGAUGUUGCUGCUGAACAUGGGCAUAACAAACUUUUCGAUGCCCUCCGUUUAGGUGACAGCCUAUGUGUGGCGGCUCGAAAGGGAGAGGUACGAACCAUCCAACGUCUCCUAGAAAAUGGAGCCAGCAUCAACGGACGCGACCAACAUGGUUGGACUGCGUUGCACCGGGCAAGUUUCAAAGGACGAAUUGAAGUUGUAAAAUCAUUAAUAGAAAAUGGAAUUGAUAUAAAUGCAAAGGAUGAAGAAGGAUAUAGUGCAUUGCAUUGUGCAGUUGAAUCUGGACAUGUUGAUGUAGCUGAAUUGCUUGUUAAAAAAGGUGCAGAUAUUGAUUCUAGGACUAAUAAAGGUGUUAGUCCGUUACGAAUCGCAGAGUCAUUGAAGUAUUCGGGGUUGACUAGGGUAAUUAUGCAAGGUAACGGAACGAAAGAACAAGUAGUAGGUGCAAAUUUGGAGAUGAAUUUCGCGAAAUCAUAUGGUAAAAUGACUAAAGAUAUCGAAAUUGGGAAUGUCAAGAAAAGAACUCAUGUUAAUAAAUCGUCAAGAGUUCGGAGGAGUAGCAUUGAUAGAACUGUUCCAUUAGCUUGUUGAUUCGUGUGAUCGACAACUCGAUGCACUAAACUCUAUCUUAUAAGUGUAUGAUCUAGCUAGUCAAAGUUUACUCAAAGUGUCUAGGAUUCGUUGAGCCAUCAAUGGUAAAUUGUUGUGUUAGGUUUAAAUAAUUGUAAUUGUUCUAUUCCAUCAAAAUUAUCUUCCACUUUGCUUGUAUUGUUGUUGUACCUUUUUGG